GGGAGAGGGAGAGGGAGAGGGAGAGGGAGAGGGAGAGAGAAUCAAAGGCUAGGAGAAAGAAAGGAGAGAGAAGUAGAGCUGUAUUCCACAUGGCCUCGUUGCCGCUGGGGCCUCAUCCACCGCCAGAGAAUGAGGCAGUGAAAAUUGCGCCUCGUCGGUCGGAGAUGGGAGACGAUAAGGAAAUGUCAGCUCCUGUUGUAGAGGGGAAUGAUCCAGUCACUGGUCACAUCAUUUCUACCACCAUUGGAGGCAAAAAUGGUGAAGCCAAACGGACCAUCAGUUAUAUGGCAGAACGUGUUGUGGGGACUGGGUCAUUUGGAAUUGUGUUUCAGGCAAAAUGCUUGGAGACUGGAGAAACAGUCGCCAUAAAGAAGGUCCUGCAGGACAGGCGGUAUAAAAACCGUGAGCUGCAGUUAAUGCGCUCGAUGGAGCAUCCAAAUGUGAUUUGUCUGAAACACUGUUUCUUUUCUACCACGAGUAAGAAUGAGCUUUUUCUCAACUUGGUCAUGGAAUAUGUCCCUGAGACUGUUUAUCGGGUUCUGAAGCACUAUAGCAAUGUGGGCCAGAGGAUGCCAUUGAUCUAUGUGAAACUCUAUAUGUACCAAAUUUUUAGGGGGCUGGCAUAUAUUCACACUGUUCAUGGAGUUUGCCAUAGGGAUGUAAAGCCACAAAAUCUUUUGGUUGAUCCUCUUACACAUCAGGUCAAACUUUGUGAUUUUGGAAGCGCAAAGGUUCUGGUCAAGGGUGAAGCAAACAUAUCAUACAUAUGCUCUCGCUACUACAGGGCUCCUGAGCUCAUAUUUGGUGCGACUGAAUACACAACAUCCAUUGACAUCUGGUCAGCUGGUUGCGUUCUUGCUGAGCUCCUUCUGGGACAGCCAUUGUUUCCUGGAGAUGGUGCAGUGGACCAACUUGUGGAGAUCAUUAGGGUCCUUGGUACUCCAACUCGAGAAGAAAUCCGUUGCAUGAAUCCAAACUACACCGAGUUUAGGUUUCCUCAGAUAAAAGCUCAUCCAUGGCAUAAGGUUUUCCACAAGCGAAUGCCUCCAGAAGCAAUAGAUCUUGCUUCAAGGCUUCUUCAAUAUUCGCCAAGCCUUCGUUGUACUGCGCUAGAAGCAUGUGCACAUUCUUUCUUUGAUGAACUUCGGGAACCCAAUGCCCGCCUUCCAAAUGGCCGUCCUUUUCCUCCCCUCUUCAACUUCAAACAGGAGUUAUCUGGAGCCUCACCAGAGCUCAUUAACAAACUUGUACCCGAACACGUUAGGAGGCAAUUUGGUACGAAUUUCUUGCAUCCUGCAGGCACGUAAACGAGGAAAGCCAAAUAGAAUUGAUUUCUGCAACCAGAUGGAUGUAAAAGCGAAGAGUUACCAUUGUGGUUUAAUCACUUGCGUUACCAUGCCCAAAAGCUGGGGUCUCUAGUUCAGCGAAGUUAUAUACUGACAGGGGUUGCUGGAGAGAUUGGCCUUCUAAGAUUUGUUUUUUUCUGCUCUUCCCCCUCUUGUACCUCAUGUCCUUUUUUUUUUUUUUUCUUUUUCUUCUAGCCACAUUGUUUCUUGUUUUUUGUAUAUUUAUCUGAUCAUAAAGGUAGGCUGGGUUGGACUGAUGAGGAAGCUGCAAGGUAG
Messenger RNA from Nelumbo nucifera (sacred lotus), 1622 nucleotides. Its product is annotated as shaggy-related protein kinase eta. The record is from RefSeq and is a predicted model, not a curated record. Lineage: Eukaryota; Viridiplantae; Streptophyta; Magnoliopsida; Proteales; Nelumbonaceae. Gene Ontology annotation, biological process: cell differentiation; peptidyl-threonine phosphorylation; brassinosteroid mediated signaling pathway. Gene Ontology annotation, cellular component: nucleus; cytoplasm. Gene Ontology annotation, molecular function: ATP binding; protein serine/threonine kinase activity.